AUGGACUACUGCCAGAAUGUCAUGACCUGCGCCAAUGCUCUUCGCAACAUCGGCCACAGCGUCUCCGAGUCCCAACUGCUACUCAAUCUGCUGCGCGGUCAGAACCGCACCUACUACACCACUACAGGCAACAUCACCGAUAGCAAGCCUCUCCCCAUGUUCACCGAGGCUAGGAGCAUGCUUUUCGUUGAGGAGCUUCGCCUCGCUAACGAGAUCAAAGUGGCCGCUGACACUGCCAUCAUCGCUACUGUCUCCCAAGGCUCAGGCUCCGACAAUUGCGGUCCCACACUACCCACAGGCUUUGGCGGCUUUGCGCCAACUUCAGGUGCCUCCUCCAGCUCUAGCAACAAACAUGGCAAUCGCUGUGGCGUCUGCAACUGUGGUGUCACGGGCAGCCAGCAACAGCAGCAGACCACUUCGUAG
This is a messenger RNA of Panicum virgatum (switchgrass), 423 nucleotides long. RefSeq lists its product as uncharacterized. The transcript has a single exon. Lineage: Eukaryota; Viridiplantae; Streptophyta; Magnoliopsida; Poales; Poaceae. The record is from RefSeq and is a predicted model, not a curated record. Bases 1 to 423 code for a protein of 140 amino acids.